CGCACACGACAUUUAGAGGCUUUAAGCUUUAACUUCAUAGAGUCGGGGACUGCGCUUUUGCACCAUCAGAGACAAAAUAAAUGGAGCAGGACGCGUUCGCGUCACUGGCUGUCCUACAGCUCUCAUCUCCAUGCCGUCUACUGCCACUGGCUUGUUGUCCUGACAAGGACCUUGUCGUCCUGGUGUCUCGCCUUGGUGGAAGGGAUAGGUUGACUUUAUGGAAGAUGCAAGGAACCAAAAAGUGGGACAUCGAGGUAGAGUGCGAUGAAAGCUCCAUUGAAAGCGUAUCAGCUUUAGCGUGGAGUCCUUGUGGCCAGACAAUCGCUGUCUCUCAUGGGUUCUCCCGCGUCACCCUUCAUUCUGUGCAAGAUGGUCACAUUGAGCGUUCUCUCACUAUCCCGCCAUCGUCGCAUAAUUCUGAACGACAACAUCGAAUAACUGGAGCUUGGUGGUUCCCGGGCCACCGCGAUCUACCGAGAAGCACGAUACCAGAUAUCUUCAAGAGAAAUGAAAUUAAUACAGGGUCUGCUCUCUCCAUAUUGAAACUUCUUCCACUCCUUGAUCCCCUUCGAGAAGAAGAUAACAAGCUAACUGCCACCGACCUCUUUGCUUUCCAAGGAACGCAGACAGGAGCCGCGCUUAAGCCAUCCAUACCUGAAGUCAUCAGUGAUUGGCCAUCGUUGCUACCAGACCCAUCUCUCGCUUCUCUAUGCCCUCCGAUCUUGAUCGAUGAACAAGGCAAAACGGCAAAAGAUUCACAGAUUUUUACUUCUGAGGAAGACGAGAACAGUCUCCUUGUGGUAGGGGAUAAUGAUGGCAAGCUUCACUGUUUCUUGGACGGCAGCUAUUAUCUAGGGCCGAUCAGUACACUUCCAUCGACCGUGCCAACGGCAGUAUUCAAAGAUCCGAAGCAACCGCUAUUUUUUCUUCAUCCUCAGGCAUCAGCGUCCAACUUCUUGUCUGCCACGCUUGCACCUCUGUCGAUUGACUUACCGUUGCUUGCCUCCCAUAGAAUUAGAGAUUUCGCCAGGCUUUCCUCGGCCGCACGGGAGUUGAUGUGGUAUGUCAUGCGGAUCAUUGGAGACCUGCGUGAAGUCUGGUUUGGUUCUGAUUCACUUACUGGGGCACGAGAUGCUGGUCCGAAAUGGAUUCAGCUGCUAGAGACCAGACUUCGUGAUCAAUUUGGCCAGAAGGAACCUAGUGCCAUUCUGGAGCUCACUGGCCUCCUAGUCGCUGGUUUGUGUUCUGAGGGACUUUCGGAUUUCUUAUCGUCCAGCGAACAAAUGAGUGAAAGGGCUCUCCAGAAAUGGGAGUCUACGGUGACCGAUGCACUCAUCAAACUGCGCGACUUCUCUACGUUGCGACUUGUUCCUGCGCUUCAACGGCUACAUAUCAUUUUUGAAGAAGUUCUAGGAUGGUCACUUAUUCCUCAAUUCGUCUUGUUUGGAUUCAACACUGACGACAUUAACCAUUGUCUGUCUUCGCUAAAGCAAGGCAUCUUCAUUGCAAAUUUGUUGGCAUUUCAAGCACGAGGGGAACUUGGAUCAUUCAAACACUUCCUGAGUUUUCUUCGGUAUGAAAUCGCCUUGGCAGGUAACUCCCCCGAGACUCGCUCACCCCCUGAACAUGAUAUCCUUGAAGUCAAUCACUAUUUAAUGUCCGGGCUGAAGACAAGUCAAAUAGACCGGUGGUUCACAGGACCAGCUCCCCAAUUUGAUCCCGGAGAUCUUGGCCUGCCUCGACACAACACAGAUACUAACAAAGUUCUUGAAGAAGCACUGGAACAAGCCCACACCGCGUUGCAGGAUCCUUCCCAAACAGCAUGGCAGCCGAAAGUCUCCACGGCCGAUAAGUCACAUCUGGACCGGAAUCUGUGGGUACUGGUUCAUGAUUUGGCUGUCCGGUGUCAGCGGGUAUUCGCGCAUGUCUCGAAAGCUACCGCUCGAUCAGCCAUCGUGUCAGGUAGUGUUAGUGCUACGCCAUUUCAGGUGGAGGCGAGUGAAACGGUUUCAGGCGGUGCUUGUCAAUUUGUCCGGGAAAGAAUUAUUCGACAAAAUGAGCCUGGCAACCACCUGCAGUAUCUCGCGAUCUAUUUGGCCUCGGAAAUGCGGCCCCUUUUCUGCCUGACCCGGAUGCCUUACGCAAAAUGUGCCGCUGGGGUUCCGCUGCAUAUUGAUGUGAUUGUUAUGGAGUGUUCCAUAACUGGUCAUGAGCCCGGGGAUGUUACGAACAUUCAGCUUUGUAAUGCUGAGUUUUUUGACGAUGAGAUAGUUGUUAUUGUGUACAAAGUGAGAGGAACGGACGGUCCGAUAUUCGCAGGUACGGUUCAGUACAGCGCCCUAGAGUAUCAAACACAAUCAGAAGGAUACGUAAACGGGACCGGCCGAAAAGAUAUGAUAGCCAACGUGCUUGAAAGGUUGAAUGGGGAGCAUAGACCUAUGCCGAUCAAAAGAUGUCGCGAAUUGAGCGGGUGCAAAGACGGAUCAGUAUGUUUGGCAGUCAACGGAAGAGUUGGAAGGAGAGUUGUUUGUAUACUUGACGGUGAAGGGACGACGAUGGACAUACUUGAUAUGGAAGGAGAUGAAGAUGUGGAAGCUGAGGAUGAAUCCGAGAUGUAACGAGAUUCGGUCCGUUGGGGACACGGCGUGUCUAAGCCGGAUGACUAUGUCCUUUAGGGUCGUGAAUCUCCAUUAGUGCGUUGAUCGCGGUCACUGCGGUGAGUUGGAGUGAGCCGUCAAAACGCGGCUUUUUCAGAGUGAAAUGAAGCCAUCGAC
This is a messenger RNA of Suillus bovinus, 2774 nucleotides long. RefSeq names its product anaphase-promoting complex, cyclosome, subunit 4-domain-containing protein. The record is from RefSeq and is a predicted model, not a curated record. The transcript is spliced from 13 exons. Bases 81 to 2618 code for a protein of 845 amino acids. Gene Ontology annotation, cellular component: nuclear periphery; anaphase-promoting complex. Gene Ontology annotation, biological process: anaphase-promoting complex-dependent catabolic process; protein K11-linked ubiquitination; positive regulation of mitotic metaphase/anaphase transition. Lineage: Eukaryota; Fungi; Basidiomycota; Agaricomycetes; Boletales; Suillaceae. Gene Ontology annotation, molecular function: protein binding.